Messenger RNA from Mercurialis annua (annual mercury), 570 nucleotides. RefSeq lists its product as uncharacterized. The record is from RefSeq and is a predicted model, not a curated record. Bases 1 to 570 code for a protein of 189 amino acids. Gene Ontology annotation, molecular function: zinc ion binding. The transcript has 2 exons. NCBI's taxonomy places the organism in Eukaryota, Viridiplantae, Streptophyta, Magnoliopsida, Malpighiales, Euphorbiaceae.
AUGGCAGGAGUAGAAGGUCAAGAUGUGUUGUGCGAAUGUGGAAUCCCAUCUCGCCUGCAAAUUUCCUCUACAGAAAGAAAUCCUGGCCGACGAUUCUACACUUGUUCGAAGAGAACAAUAAGUAAUUUAUGUGUUAUAAAAAUUAAUUCUGACAAUAAUCAAUGUGACUUCUUUGCUUGGGUUGACAAUGAUAUGCCGUAUCAAAUGAUGCUUCUCAGAGGAUUGAAAGCUGAUCUUACUACCAUGACUGAAGAACGGGAUGCACUUUUAGUCAAAUUGCGUGAGGCUGCAAGCUUGCUUUCAUCUAAAAACGAUGAAAUUCUGGAAAUUAAGGAUCAUCUUGAAGGAUUAAAAGAGUCUCAUGAUAUGUAUGUUGAAGAAAAUGGUGUUUUAUUUGAGGAAAGUGGGCUGUUGUUCAUGGAGAUUGAUACACUGAAAGAUGAAAUGAAGGUACUAGAAGAGAAUUGUGCACUCUUGAAGAGGUCAACCAAAUUAUUGAAGAUUGCUCUUGGUGUUGGUUUUGUAGUGACUGGUUUUAGUGUAGCCUUUGUGAGUUUGAGGAAAACUUGA